Messenger RNA from Salvia miltiorrhiza (redroot sage), 1736 nucleotides. RefSeq names its product transcription factor ABORTED MICROSPORES. Gene Ontology annotation, cellular component: nucleus. Gene Ontology annotation, biological process: regulation of DNA-templated transcription. The transcript is spliced from 8 exons. Lineage: Eukaryota; Viridiplantae; Streptophyta; Magnoliopsida; Lamiales; Lamiaceae. The coding region runs from base 129 to 1607 and encodes 492 amino acids. The record is from RefSeq and is a predicted model, not a curated record. Gene Ontology annotation, molecular function: sequence-specific DNA binding; protein dimerization activity; DNA-binding transcription factor activity.
GUGAGGUAAAAACGAUCAAAUUAAAUCUGCUGAUAUAAAAAAUCUUGAGAAAAAUCAUGGCAUAAAAAGGACACUACUAUUAUAUAUAUAUGAAUUUGUUGUGAAGAAGAAAUUAAAGAGGCAGAGAAAUGCUAGUGCAAAGCUUCAUAGAGAGGCUUAGGCCCCUUGUGGGGAUCAAGGGCUGGGAUUACAUCGUGCUGUGGAAGCUCAGCGAUGAUCGCAGGUCUAUUGAGUUGAUGGAUUGCUGCUGUGCCGGAGGAGACAACGCCGACGAGCUCGGCUUCGAGGCUUCUUCUUCUACCCUUCCUUGUAGAGACGUCAUGUAUCCUCAUCCAAGGCUCAAGUCAUGUGAUUUACUUGACCUCAUUCCUUCAUCCAUGGUGUUGGAUUCUGGAGUUCAUGCACAAACCUUGUGCUCAAACCAAGCUAGGUGGCUCAACUACUCACACAGCUCAGAUUCAAGCCUCUCAUCACAAGAUGAUAUUGGAACUCGAGUUUUGAUCCCGUUGUCCGUGGGAUUAGUGGAGUUGUUCGUGAAUAAUCAGGUGGGUGAAGACGAAGGUGUGGUGGAUCUGAUCAGGGUGCAAUGCAGCAUCUUCCUGGAGCAUCAGACAACGAUGAGUAACUCCGGGACCACAGACUCCUUCUCCUCCGGUCAAAAGGAUCCAAUGAGCCUCUUCCAGCAGCCGGUUUCGUCUCCCAAUGAGAAGAUGAUGGAGUUGCCUAACGACAUCUCCAUUGACAGGAUCCAUCUCUCCAACGGCAUAUUUCUGGAGGGGGAGUGCAUCUUUACUCCGUCAAUGGAGAAUGCGUUUCACGAUCAGAUGCAGGAGGAGUGUGAGAACAAUCGAUCGGAUGACUCGGAUCCUAAUGAUCAAGAUGAAGAUGAUCCAAAAUACAGGAGGAGGACCGGGAAAGGGCCCCAGUCAAAGAACCUUGAGGCCGAGAGGAAGAGGAGGAAGAAGCUCAAUGACAGGCUCUACGCCCUUCGUGCAUUGGUGCCCAAUAUUUCUAAGUUGGAUAGAGCUUCUAUUCUUGGAGAUGCAAUCGAGUAUGUGAAGGAGCUGCAAAAGCAGGCGGACGACCUGAAACUCGAGCUGGAACAGCAGUCUGACGACGAGGGGAGCGCAAGAAGGACAGACGAGUUCCCACAGAUUCAACAAAAACGCGGCCCUAAACGCGAGCAGGAGAGUCUUGCUAGUGGCUAUCACAACGCCUCCAAACAGAAGCAUGAGAGCGAUCAAAAAGUGCAGCAAAUGGAGCCCCAAGUGGAGGUGUACCAAGUGGAUGGGAAGGAGUUCUUCGUGAAGGUAUUUUGUGAGCAUAAAAGUGGUGGAUUUGUGAGAUUGGUGGAGUCUCUCUGUGCAAUGGGACUCGAAGUAUCUAAUGUUAACACAACCAGACACACUUGCUUGGCUUCUAGCAUCUUCAAAGUCGAGAGGAAGAAUGAGGAGACGGUGGAAGCUGAUGAUGUGAAGGAGUCGUUGCUGGAGCUGACGAGAAAUCCGUCGGGAAUGUGGGGUGGUCACGGCGGAGCUGCAGAAUCGGAAACCAACAAUGACGAGAUGCACCACUCCUUGUGCACUUCCCACCAUCAUCAACACUAACCACUACGAGCCUCUCUCUUUUUUUUUCUUUUUUUUUUUUCACUUUUUUAAUUACACACACUCAGAUAUGUCUUGAAUUAUAAUAAUUAAAAAGAUUAUCGCCUUGAUGCAAGUUUAGGCGAAUCAUAA